Messenger RNA from Vigna angularis (adzuki bean), 1530 nucleotides. RefSeq names its product 3-isopropylmalate dehydrogenase 2, chloroplastic. Lineage: Eukaryota; Viridiplantae; Streptophyta; Magnoliopsida; Fabales; Fabaceae. The record is from RefSeq and is a predicted model, not a curated record. Gene Ontology annotation, molecular function: 3-isopropylmalate dehydrogenase activity; magnesium ion binding; NAD binding. Gene Ontology annotation, biological process: L-leucine biosynthetic process. The coding region runs from base 88 to 1308 and encodes 406 amino acids. The transcript is spliced from 11 exons.
CAAUUUCAGCCAAAGAAAGGGAAAAAAAGGAAGAGUAAGCUUAAGUUGAGUGAGGCGAACUUAUUGAAAAUCGAGAAGAAAAGGAAGAUGGCAUCCUCUCUGCAACUCCUCCAAUUCAAACCAUCGAAACCCUCUUUCUCAUUCUUCUCACGAAGGUCAGCUCCUCCGAUUUGUUCUGCCGCGCCCACUCCUUCGAAGUCGCAGCGUUCCUACACUAUCACUCUCCUUCCCGGCGACGGUAUCGGCCCGGAAGUCAUCUCCGUCGCCAAAGACGUUCUUCUCCUCGCUGGUCAUCUCGAAGGGAUCAAAUACGAGUUCCGAGAGAGGCUUAUAGGUGGAGCUGCGCUUGAUGACACGGGAGUCCCAUUACCCGAUGAGACACUUUCUGCCGCCAAGCAAUCUGAUGCUGUUCUGCUUGGUGCUGUUGGAGGUUAUAAAUGGGAUAACAACGACAAACAUCUCAAGCCAGAAACUGCCUUGCUUGGGCUUCGUCAGGAGCUUAAAGUCUUUGCAAAUCUCAGGCCUGCGUCUGUUUUUCCUCAGUUAGUAGAUGCUUCAACUUUGAAGAGAGCGAUUGCUGAAGGGGUCGAUCUCAUGGUUGUAAGGGAACUUACUGGAGGUAUCUAUUUUGGAAAACCCAGGGGCUUUGACACCAAUGAAGAUGGUGAAGAGUUUGGUUUUAAUACUGAGAUUUAUGCUGAACACGAGAUUGAUCGCAUAGCUCAUGCUGCAUUUAAGAUAGCUCGGAAGCGUCGUGGGAAACUUUGCUCUGUUGACAAAGCCAAUGUACUAGAGGCUUCAAUAUUAUGGAGGAGGAGAGUGUCGGCAAUAGCACAAGAAUAUCCUGAUGUUGAACUCUCUCACAUGUAUGUUGAUAAUGCCGCAAUGCAACUAAUUCGCAAUCCAAAACAGUUUGACACCAUUGUGACAAACAAUAUUUUUGGCGAUAUAUUAUCGGAUGAGGCUUCAAUGAUCACCGGAAGUAUUGGGAUGCUUCCUUCAGCUAGCCUUGGGGCUUCGGGUCCUGGACUUUUUGAACCCAUACAUGGUUCAGCACCUGAUAUUGCUGGACAGGACAAGGCAAAUCCAUUUGCCACUGUUCUCAGUGCUGCUAUGCUUUUGAGAUAUGGCCUAGAUGAAGAAAAGGCAGCUCAAAGAAUUGAAAAUGCAGUGCUGGACACUUUGAACAAAGGAUUUCGAACUGGCGACAUAUAUUCUACUGGAACAAAGCUGGUAGGGUGCAAACAGCUAGGUGAAGAGAUAAUGAAGUCAGUGGAAUCUAAUGUUCCUUCUGGUGCUACAGUGUGAUUCAAGAAUUUAGAUGAAAUUGGCAUCUGAUGUAUCUUGAAGGUCACUACCAAAGGUGGAAAACUCUCCCUAGUUGGAGAGUUGAGGCUGCUUCCUGCUGCAUUAUGCAUGUAUUUCAAAGUUUCCAACCAGCCUAUGUAUGAUUGUACUUUCGAAAGUGUCAAGUUUGUUUUCCUGUUCCCGGCAUUAUACUGCUUAAUUUAAUGCAGAUUUAAUUUUUCA